This is a messenger RNA of Prorocentrum cordatum, 5004 nucleotides long. Lineage: Eukaryota; Dinophyceae; Prorocentrales; Prorocentraceae. The record is from the annotation of a GenBank genome assembly.
AUGGGCCGCAGCUCGAGCCCAGUUCUGGCCCGCUCCGAGGCGAGCGGCUGCUGCGAGCCCCAGCUCCUGGCCCUGCCGAAGGCCAGGGCGGUCACCGCCGCGUCGACGGACCUGCCCUCACCGGUGGACUCCUCGAGGGGCCCGGGCCUGGACACGUGCCGCCACCAGCUCCCCUCCAGCGCGUCGCUGGCGGCCGCACUGCCAGAGCAGGCCCCGGCCGCCGUCGCGCCGCCGUCGCCCGCAAAGGCCCCGCCGAGCCCGGCGGGCGGCGAGGCACUGGCGGGCGCUGCGGGCGAGGCGGGCCCGCCCGGCCCGUGCGCGGAGGCCGGCGCGGCCGGUCCUCAGUCGCCCCAGGCUGCGCGGAGGGGCCGCGGGCGGCCACCAACGAAGCCCGUGGGCUGUCCGCCAGGCGAGGUCGUCUCCCCUCGGGCGCUGACGCAGGCGGCGAUGCGCAAGCGGCAUUCGCACAAGGUCACGGUGCACAGCAUCGGGAGCGAGGUGGCCAACAGGGUAAGCCACCUCCGCGCGUUCACGCGCCGGAGGAGCAGCGACAUGCGGGACGGGAAGAUCGUGCUCACCGAGGCGCCGCAGGGGGUGAAGCCCAUCUUCGAGAAGGUCGUGGGAGCAACCCUCGACGAGAUCCAGGCAGCCCUGCUCAGGACGGAGCAGUGCCCCAUGGGACGCUUCCUUGAUGAGAUCCUAGAGUGCUACGACAUCGAGCCCGCGGAGUGGAAGACAGACCCUGUCAUGGCAGACACCAUGUUGCUCAAGCGCCGCUACUCGGCCCCGGUGCCAGACAAUGUGCCAGAUGCAGUUGCGAGGAUCGUGAGGCUUCCACCGGUCAUCGGCACCACAACGGUGUAUCGUCUUCGGCGCUCGGAGGCAGGCGAGUUGACAAUGGUGCAGCAAUCCUACAUUGGCGAUGUGAUGUAUGGGGACCGGUUCAAAAUUCAGAACACCAUUUCUUUCAGGGAGGAAGAGGGCGGGGUUGUGUCUCGGCAGUGGGCGGACAUUGUCUGGGACCAGCCGCUACCAUGGACACACAGCAUCAUCCGACACUUCAUCGAGAAGAGGUCCAAGGCCGAUGCCACCCGCUAUGCCCCCCAGCUGCUCUGCAUGAUAGAGGACGCCGUGGAGGCGGAGUAUCCCGUCGUCGACCAGCUGGACGCGAGGGACUGCCUGCGGGAGCUGCGCGAGGCGCUGGCCGCCCGGCUGCGGGCUGCCUUGUGGCACUGGGCUCUCGCGCUCCGGGCGGCCUUCGUGCGGCGCGGUGGCCUGGGCCUGCGCGGCCUGUGGAUGGAGCCGGCCGAGAAGCGGCAGCGCCACGUCGGCGAGGGCCAGUGCCCCAACGGCUGCCCGCGGAGCGCGUGCCCGCUGGCGGCCGGCGGCGCGGGCGAGUGGACCCCUGUGGUGCGGCUGAAGGAGCCCCCUUCCAGGGUCGAGUUCCUGGAGUUCGGCAUGCAGCGCACGCCAUUCGUUAUCUCGGCGGAGGCGGGCUGCGCGGGCCUCUGGGGCUGGCCGGCGGCGGACGGCCGCUGGGCCCGCGCGGAGUACCUGCGCGACCACCCGCACACGCGGUCGCGGGCGGGCUCCGAGGAACGCCUUCCUGGGCGGCUACAAGUCCUGGCGCCGCAGCGCGGCGGAGUGCGUGUCCGGCCGCGAGGCGCUGGAGCGGAUCUGCGCACGAGCCGCUGGGGGCGCUGCCGGAGGCACCGAAGGGGGCGAGGCGCUGUACCUUACGGCCUGGGAGUACGACCCCCCAGAGGGCUCCGAGGGCGAGCCACCCGCAGACGGCGGGGGCCCGCGCCUGGCGGACGACGUGCGCGGCGUGCCGGUCAUGCCGUGCCUGCUGGCGGGGUCCCGGUUCGGCGGGCCGAGGGCCCUGUCGCGGCUGCUGCGCUGGGUAUAUCCGGGCGCGGGAGAGCAGGGCAGCGCCUGCGCGGAGCACACGGACCCGAUCGCCACGCACGCGUGGAUGUGGCUGGCGUCCGGGGGCAAGCAGUGGCGGCUGCUGGCGCUGCCGGACGGGGCCCGGCCGCCAGGACCCCCUCCGUGGGCAGCGAGCCCGAGCACCCGGACCUGUUCUGCUGCGCCUCGGUGUCGGCCGCCGCGCUGCCCGCGGGGGCGCGGCUCUGGCACGCGCUGCUGCAGCCAGGCGAGCUGCUCUUCGUGCCGUCCCUCGUGGCCCACAGCGUGCGGAACGUGGGGCCAGGCCUCACGGUCGCCGUCUCCCACAACUUCCUCGACGCCGCCUGCCUCCCCGAGGCGCUGGUGGCACUCGGCUCCUCGCUCGGGCUGCUGGAGCGCGAGGUUGCCGCCGGCCGCUCCCGGGACGACGCGCUGGAGGCGCUCGCCGACCGCCUCGACGCCCCCCUGUUCGCCCUGCUCUCCAUCGCCCUCGCGGCCCCGGCGGCGGUGGAGGAGAUGGUGGCUGCGGCUGCUCCCGAGGCCGGCCCGCGGGCCGCCGCCCUGGACGCCGCGUGGGGCCACUGCCGCGCCGCGCUGGCGCGGGCGCUCCCGAGUUCCGAGACGGCCAGGACAGCCUUCGGACUCCAGGCGGCCCAGGACGCCUCCAGGAGGCGCCUGGAAGGCGGGGCGGCGGCCAGGAGCCGCACGCCGCGGGCGCUGCCGUGCGCCACGGCGUCCGGGGAAGCCGUGAGGACGCUCCGCUCGGCGCUCGUGGCAGCCCUAGCCUUGUCUGCGGCCGCCCCAGUGUCGGCAGUCACCCAGGGCCUGCGGGCGGCACAGGGCUUGCAGGCUGCAGAGACUUCCAAGCCCGGAUGGAAGCACCGCAUGCAGAUUUUCCAGAGAUUCAUCAACAGCACUUUGGAUACAGUGUCGCACUGGCGUGUCGAACCCGCGCAGAAGACAGACAGAGUCGCUGUAACCAUCCUGCAGCCAGCUACGCCAGAGCACAUCGCACAGAUGGCUUACGUGAUCCGCUCGAACCUGCACAGGCUCGGUCCGGACUGGGCGCUGCAGGUCUUCUACGGCACAGAGGAGGAACGAGCGGGCUUGGACGAGGCCCUUGGGAAGCCGAAGGGCGUCAUCUGGUCCCCCAUAAUGCUGCAGGGUAAGCGGCGAGUGAGUCUGAACCACGGCGAGUGCAGCUAUUUCAGGCUCUCGGACGGCUUCUGGGGCGCGAUGCGCCCCGAGCACGAGCACGUGCUGGUGUUCGAGUCCGACAGCCUGCUGCGCAAGCGCGGCUGUGUGGACGAAUACGUCGACAACGGCUACGACUACGUGGGUGCGCCAUGGGGCAUGGGUGCUCGCUGGGGCCCCCCUGCCGUGGGGGGCAACGGAGGCUUCUCGCUGCGAAGAUUGUCCACCAUUCUUUCGGCGGUUCGGAGCCCGGAGAUGGCCGAGCUGAUCGGUGAGGACCCCGACCUGUUCACCGAGAACGAGGACUCUACCCUGGUGAAGCUUUUGCUCCAACGGAACGCGACGUUUCCGCCACGCGAGUCGGCCAUGAGAUUCUCCGUGGAGAUUGUGUUCCACCCGACGCCCUGCGCCUUCCACAAGCCGUGGGCGAACCUGGGCGAGGACGCCGUUAAGACUCUGAUGAAGGAGCCUGGCUGCAUCACGCCCUUCGCGACGGACGUCCAAACAAUGACGCCAGAGUGGCACGGCAAUGAUCUGCUGUCCAACACUGAGGGGGUGGAGUGGGCGGCGGAGGCGGGCAGCGUGACCGGGAUGGUCGAGCCGACGUUCCAGCCCAAUGUAGCCACGGUGCAGCAGCGGUGGACGGACCCCAAUACCUUGCCAAUGGGCCUGUCCUUCGGCAACACCGGCGACAUCCACCAGCACGCGAUCGGCCCGCUCGGAGUCGAUGUGGACAACGACGGCACUGUCGAUGUGGUCAUCACGCCCGAGGAGCUGCGACAGUUCAUCAUGGAGCGAGGCCACCGCGUGCAGGCCGACGCCGGCACCUCCAGGGCGGCCGCAGCGGGGGCCCUGCCCGCCAGCUCGCAGCUCCUGGCGGGCUCCGCGGGCGUGGGGAGCAGCGCCACGGGCAGCUCUGCCAACUGGCCGCACGGCCGGGUCCUCCAGUCUCCGAGGUCCGCGAUAUCCUUCGGCGCGGGGAGCCCCGAGGAGUUCGGGUCGACGCGGAUCCCCAGCUCCUCCACCCGGCUGGGCGCGAGGCCUGCCGCGGUUGCCGGCGGGGCCACCAGGUCCGGCGGGAUCGGCUCGUCCAGCUCGCUGGCGUCGAUGCCCUUCAGCGCGGGCGUGCUGCCCCAGCGGGUGCUGCCCCCUGCAGGCUCGCUGCCCCGCUCGCAGCCGCGCUCCCCGGUGCCGCCCCUCGUGCUGCCGGGGACGCAGAGCCAGAGGUCCUCCGCGGGGCCCAGCCCCCCCUCGGCGGGGCCCAGCCCCCCCGGCCGCCCUCCGCGCCCUCGAUCACCAGCCGGCCGCGCUCGCGCUCGGCGAGCCCCGCGCCCGGGCGCGCGGGCUCCGGGCGGUCGGCCACGCCGCCGAGUGGGCACUACCCGCCCUCGAUGCCAGGAGGGGCUCCACGCCCGGCGGCCAGACCCCUGCGGCGUACCACGACGCCCCGCGGCAGGCGCCGCCGGAGCCGCCUGGCCCGGAGCCCUUCGGCGCGCCGCAGUUCCCCAGCACGGCCACCUUCCCGGCUGGCCAGCCGCCGCCCUUCAGCGGCGCUCUGCGCCGCCCGGGGCCCGCGGCGCCCGGGACCAGCGCGCCGGUCUACCCGCCCGGCCAGCCGCCUCUGCAGGGCGGCGUGCAGUACGCGGGGCUCGCGGGGGCGGGGGACGCCUAUCGGAACGAGCUGCGUGCUCCCAGCACUGCCGAGCACGCCUACCCGCCCGACCAGCCGGCCCUGCAGGGCGGUCCGCACACGGGGCCGGCAGAGUACGCGCCCGUGUACAGAUCGGCUGCGGCCGCCUAUCCACCGGACAGCCCGUCCAUGCCGUCCAUGCCGUCCAUGCCUGGCAGCACGCAGUUCGCGUACGCGAGGCCAGUGGUGGACUACGCGGCUGCGCCACGUGA